Molecule: messenger RNA, 2967 nt
Organism: Ornithorhynchus anatinus (platypus)
Lineage: Eukaryota; Metazoa; Chordata; Mammalia; Monotremata; Ornithorhynchidae
Gene: SLITRK1
Product: SLIT and NTRK like family member 1
Exons: 1
Coding region: 812-2944 (710 amino acids)
Biological process (GO): positive regulation of synapse assembly; regulation of presynapse assembly; axonogenesis
Cellular component (GO): GABA-ergic synapse; postsynaptic density membrane; glutamatergic synapse
Molecular function (GO): protein binding
Source: RefSeq, a predicted model, not a curated record
AAGGAAGAAGAGGAAGAGGAGAAAAGAAGAGCUUAGAGGCGAGGGAAGAGAGGGAAGCCCGAAGGAAAGACUGAAAGGAGCAGGAGAGCAUGGGCAGCCACAAAACGCAGCGAUUGCGGAAAUUUUGCAGCGCCAUCGGCUCGGCAGAGAGUCCUUAGGUCGGGGAGUGAUUUCAGCACCAAGGGGGGGCUGGACAGCACCCAGAGGGGACUCGACGGCCCCUCACCGCAGCGGCAGCAGCAGAGGCAGCGGCAGCAGCAGCAGCAGCAGCAGCGGCAGCAGCAGAGGCAGCGGCAGCAGCCGGAACCCUGCUUUGUAACAGAAAAGGCAAGGUCAGUCCGAGGCAUAGCCAUGCACAGGCAGCUCGCCUGUGCUACGCCGCACUCAGCCUGCUUGUGUCUCUAACAUGCCCUUGCUUCUAAUUACUAGCAUUGUUUCUCUUCCCGAUUAGCGAAGCCAACUAGCAGAGAUCCGGUUAGGCUUUUGCUUUUUUUUUUUUUUCCUUCUUUGAUGGUUUUCCAGGGGGUGACCGAAGGGGGGGGAUUUUUUUUUUCUACUUUUUGGCGCGCCUUGCACUACGUGCCUGGAUAGUUUGUGGAUAUAAUUACUGACCGGCGUUUGGGCUGUUGCAGUGCGGGGGGGGGGGAGGGAGGAAAAAAGUCCACCCCCCCCAACCUUUUUUUUUUUUAAUUUUUUUUUUCCUCGGGUUCGGACAUUUCGAGUGGUAAAUGAACUUGAAUUGUCUCUGAGGUGAACAGGAUGGUCGCUGUUACUUUGUGAUGAGAUCGGGAAUGAAUCGCUCGGUUUAAAAAUGCUGCUUUGGAUUCUGUUGCUGGAGACGUCUCUUUGUUUUGCCGCUGGAAACGUUACAGGGGACGUUUGCAAAGAGAAGAUCUGUUCCUGCAACGAGAUCGAGGGGGACCUGCACGUAGACUGUGAGAAAAAGGGUUUCACGAGUCUGCAGCAUUUCACCGCCCCGACCUCUCAGUUCUACCAUCUAUUUCUGCACGGAAAUUCCCUCACGCGACUUUUUCCUAAUGAGUUCGCCAACUUUUACAAUGCCGUCAGCUUGCACAUGGAAAACAACGGCUUGCACGAGAUCGUUCCCGGGGCUUUCCUGGGCCUGCAGCUGGUGAAGCGCCUGCACAUCAACAACAACAAGAUCAAGUCGUUCCGAAAGCAGACUUUCCUGGGGCUGGACGACCUGGAAUACCUCCAGGCCGAUUUUAAUUUAUUGCGGGAUAUCGACCCGGGGGCCUUUCGGGACUUGAACAAGCUGGAGGUGCUCAUCUUAAACGACAACCUCAUCAGCACCUUGCCGGCCAACGUGUUCCAGUACGUGCCCAUCACCCACCUGGACCUGCGGGGCAACCGCCUCAAGACCCUGCCUUACGAGGAGGUGCUGGAGCAGAUCCCGGGCAUCGCCGAGAUCCUGCUGGAGGACAACCCGUGGGACUGCACUUGCGACCUGCUGUCCCUGAAGGAAUGGCUGGAGAACAUCCCCAAGAACGCCCUGAUCGGCCGGGUGGUCUGCGAAGCGCCCGCCAGGCUGCAGGGCAAGGACCUCAACGAGACCUCGGAGCCGGACCUGUGCCCCCCGAAGAACCGCGUCGACUCCAGCCUGGCGGCUCCGCCCGCCCAGGAGGAGGAGACCUGUGACCCGGGCCCCCUGCCCACCCCCUUUGGGGCGAGGGGGCAGGACGGGCCCGCCACCCCGGGCGCGGCCGCCGGCGGGGGUACCAAGGUGCCCGGCAACUGGCAGAUCAAGCUGCGGCCCACGGCCGCCCCUUCGACGGCCCACGCCCCGGCCCGGGCCCGGGCUCCGGUCCCGGCUCCGGCCCCCGUCCCCGCCCCGGGAGGCCGCCGGGGCCCCUGCCCGGAGAUCUGCGGCUGCGACCAGAUCCCCGGGGCGGGCCUAAAGGUCAACUGCAACGACCGCAACGUCAGCAGCCUGGCCGACCUGAAGCCCAGGCCGGCCAACGUGCAGGAGCUCUUCCUGCGGGACAACAGGAUCCACAGCGUCAGGAAGGCCCACUUUGUGGAGUAUCGGAACCUGAACCUCCUGGACCUGGGCAACAACAACAUCGCCACGGUGGAGAACCACACCUUCCGCAGCCUGGCGGACCUGCGCUGGCUCUACAUGGACAGCAACUACCUGGACACCCUGUCGCGGGAGAAGUUCGCCGGCCUGCAGAACCUCGAGUACCUGAACGUGGAGUUCAACGGGAUCCAGCUGAUCCUGCCGGGCACCUUCCACGCCAUGCCCAAGCUGCGGAUCCUCAUCCUCAACAACAACCUCCUCCGCUCCCUGCCCGCCGACGUGUUCGCGGGGGUCUCGCUGUCCAAGCUCAGCCUCCACAACAACUACUUCAUGUUCCUGCCCGUGGCCGGGGUGCUGGACCAGCUGACGUCCAUCAUCCAGAUCGACCUGCACGGCAACCCCUGGGAGUGCUCCUGCACCAUCGUGCCUUUCAAGCAGUGGGCGGAGCGGCUGGGGCCCGAGGUGAUCCUCAGCGACCUCAAGUGCGAAUCCCCGGAGGACUUCUUCAGGGAGGAUUUCAUGUUCCUCUCCAACGACGUGAUGUGCCCGCAGCUCUACGCCAAGGUCUCGCCCACGCUCGCCUCCCACGGGAAAAACAGCACCGGCCUGGCCGAGACGGGCACGCACGCCAACUCCUACCUGGAGACCAGCAGGGUGUCCAUCUCCGUCCUGGUGCCGGGGCUGCUGCUGGUCUUCGUCACCUCGGCCUUCACCGUGGUCGGCAUGCUCGUCUUCAUCCUGAGGAACCGAAAGCGGUCCAAGCGAAGGGACGCCAACUCCUCCGCCUCCGAAAUCAAUUCCUUACAGACGGUCUGCGACUCUUCCUACUGGCACAACGGACCCUACGCUGCGGAUGGAGCCCACAGGGUUUAUGACUGUGGUUCUCACUCCCUGUCAGACUGAGGGUCGCGGGGGGAGGGGGUCAG